AUGGAUGGUCAAUCAAGGCACCGACUGGGAGGAAGUUGUGUGUUUGAAAGGAUUCCAAAGAAAUUAUGUAUUACAAAGAACAAAAAGAGCACUCAACAAACCAACCUUUCAUUCUCUAAAACGGGUCAAGCAGGACUACAUAGCCUCUACUUCUACUUCUGUCCCAACCACCAAUUAAAAUACUACCUCCUUUACUCACGCUACAAAGCCAGAAUCGGAUCAACAACCAACGAUGAUCCCCCAGUGAUCAUCAAACUGGGAAGCUUCACAUCGAUCGAUAUCAAAGAAACACUUCACAAGCUCAUCGUCAACCCAUUCCCAAUCAUUCGUCACGUGAGAACCUCUUAUCAAUCCAUCAGAAUUCAACCGAUGUGGUAAUAGUACUACCGAUGUAGACUUAUCGUACUGCGUCCUCCAACAGCGCAUCAAGCCAUCUCCAUUCGCUCAUCCUUUCGUCAUUCCUAUCAAAAAAAACAAACGUUAACGAUGUUACGAUUUCAAUUUGUUAACGUAUUUGCCCUUAUCCGGCACCGGAAACCAAGAGUCAGA
Puccinia graminis f. sp. tritici CRL 75-36-700-3 is the source of this 549-nucleotide messenger RNA. RefSeq lists its product as uncharacterized. The record is from RefSeq and is a predicted model, not a curated record. The coding region runs from base 1 to 378 and encodes 125 amino acids. The transcript has a single exon. NCBI's taxonomy places the organism in Eukaryota, Fungi, Basidiomycota, Pucciniomycetes, Pucciniales, Pucciniaceae.